Molecule: messenger RNA, 3335 nt
Organism: Linum tenue
Lineage: Eukaryota; Viridiplantae; Streptophyta; Magnoliopsida; Malpighiales; Linaceae
Source: the annotation of a GenBank genome assembly
CUUCAGAAUCUGUGUCCUAGCUUGCGCUUUCUUCAGUGAAUGCUAGAGAGUGAAGGCAAGCUAGAUGUGCCUCAAGGAAACGUGUAAUGACUACCAGUUCAUCAGAUUACCUAAUGAGACAAUUCAGCAGAGUCAACAGUGCCAAACAACUUCCAACUACUGACUGGGAUUUCUCUCAACCAACUCCACUACUCGAUUCUGAUCAUGACACCGAGGAGAGGAAGCUAGUUGUGCUGAUAGAGUGGAUUUCUACCAUUCUACCUGAUCUGAAACUCCAACCAAAAGCUUCAGUUGAAGAGCUGAGAGAAUGCCUUAGUGAUGGCACUGUUCUUCUGAAGAUCUUGAAGAAAGUUAGGCCAGGAUCUUUCACAGAAGAUGUAAAUCUCGUCACUUGGAUUGCAGUGAAUAACCAGGCAAGUUAUGGAGUUACCUUUUCUGAUCAUGUUGGUAAAUUUUCUGCCUUGCGAAUAAUGCAGGAUGGAAGUUUGGAGGGUCGGAAAGCAUCACCUCACCAGAAUGUUCAACGAUUUCUGGACAACAUCAAUGAAAGGGGGAUCCCCAAGUUUGAGAUUGCAGACUUGGAGAAGGGUUCUCUUAAGAGAGUGGUGGAUUGCCUGCUAUCACUGAGAGUAAGGUACCCAACAGGAAGAAACAAUGGCUUUCCAACGAGCGGCAGAAUGACCAGAAGUGGGAGCCUAAGGGAGUUCUCUCCUUACCAGAGCCUUCAUCUUGGUCCAUUCUCAUCGUCACUCUCAUCGCCUGGAGCAGAAAGGCAAUCACUCUCCUCUGACUCCAAGUUGCAGCAGUUCUUGCGUACUAGUCCUGCCCUUUCAGAUUCAUCUGCAGCGUGGAUGCACCACGCUGGACACCGGUUCCAUGAGGUGUUCCAAGUCAGACAAGGACGUUAUGCUGACCUAUCGCCUUCGAAGAUAUCAGAGAUGAUGAAAUCUACCAGCUUGGAUAAUGCUCCUACUCAAUCGUUGUUGAGUGUGGUGAAUGGGAUCUUGGACGAAAGCAUCGACAGAAAGAAUGGUGAAAUCCCUCAUCGGGUGGCUUGCCUGCUAAGAAAGGUUGUUCAGGAGAUUGAAAGGCGGAUAUCCACUCAAGCAGAACACCUGAGAACACAAAACAACCUAUUCAAGGCACGUGAGGAGAAGUAUCAGUCGAGGAUUAGGGUUCUUGAGACGCUUGCUUCUGGGACAGGUGAAGAUACUGGGAUUGUCAUGGAUCAGCUUCCACCCAUUAAGGGUGUCAAGUUAAAGGUAGAAGAGAAGACCAAGGUGAAUGACGAGAUAGCGAAGCUGUUGAAAGAAAAGGAACAAGCAAGUCUUGAACUUGCUAGGCUACGCGAGGAGCUCGAAACAACGAAGACCGUAUACGAUGACAUGGUCAAAUUGUUAAAAGAAAAGGAGCAUGCAUACAACCAACCCUCAUCGUCUUCACAACAAGAAAAUGUCAACUGUGAGACGAAGAACACUCAAGUUUCAUCUUUGCAACAAGAACUUGUAGAAGGGAAGAAAGAACUUAAUCACCUAGUUCAUUCAAUGAGAGAUGAGAACCAACAAAUAAAGUAUGAACAGAAGACAAAUGCUGAGAUUUUAGCCUUGCAACAAGAACUAACAGUGACAAAGAAGGAACUUAAUGAUAUGGUUGAUUCGACAAAAGAAAAGGACCAACUGAAACAUGAACAGAAGACAAACACUGAGGUCAUAGCCUUGCAGCAAGAACUAGCUGCAACAAAGAAGGAACUUAACGACGUGGUUACUUCUGUGAAGGAAAAGGACCAAAGGAAACUUGAAGUAGAAGCAACUAUGAAGUCAAAUGAUGAGGUGGGCCGAGAAGCUAGUACUGCUGAAAUAACUGGACGAGGAAUAAUUGUUGAACAAGAAGUUGAAACAAGGAGAGAUGGAAAUGGUGAUGUGGUGGCUACAUUAAUGAAGGAGAAGGAUCAAAUGAGUCAAGAAAUCACAACACUGAAGCAAGAACUCGAAAAGACAAGAAAAGGGCACGAUUAUGAUAAGGCUAGAUUGAUGAAGGAGAAAGAGCAAAUUAGUGUUCAACUCACAACUCUGCUGCAAGAACUCGAAAAAUCCAGACAAGGACAAGGUGAUGAUGUGGUGAGAUUGGUGAAGGAGAAAGACGAGAUGAGUUUCAAAAUCUCAUCACUAAAGGAAGAACUUGAAACAACAAGACAAGAACAUGAUGAAUUGGGGAGAUUAAUGAAGGAGAAAGACCAAGCAGGUCAAGAUCAACUCUCAACGUUGCAGCAAGAACUUGAGACAAUCAGAGAAGCACAUAAGAAUGCAGUGAAGUUGGAAGGAGAACUCAAUUCAAUGAGGAAAGCACGAAAUGAGAUGGCUAGCUUGUUAGAGGAGAAAGGACAAGCUAACCUGAAACUCGCUAUGUCAUUGCAAGAGCUAGAGGAAGCCAACAAGGCACAGGAACAAAAGUACUUGGAACUGGAAGCUGAGACAAAAACUGCAGCAGCUGGUUUCGAUAGGAGGGUAAAAGAGCUUGAAACUUUCCUAGAAGAUUCAAGGAAUGAGCUGAAAGGUCUUAAAGCAACAUUGGAGUCCAGACAACAGAGUUGGAGCAAGAAAGAGACCACCUUUCUCAAAUCUGUCAACUUUCAGUUUCAUGCACUGCAUGAAAUGAGAUUUUCUUCCUCAAGCAUCAAGGAAGAAGUCUUACAAGUGCAGCAAGACUAUUCCGAGAAGUUUCAUAGCCUAGGAGUGAAGUUCAAGGCAUUGGUGGAUGCAAGUGAGAACUAUUACCUGGUUCUUGCUGAAAACAGGAAGCUAUUCAAUGAGCUCCAGGAUCUAAGAGGGAACAUUAGAGUGUACUGUCGAGUAAGGCCGUUCUUGCCAGGGCAAGCUGCAAACAAGUCUGUGGUUGAGCACAUCAGUGACAAAGGAGAAUUAGUAGUAGGGAAUCCUGCUAAAACAGGAAAAGAUGGUCGCAAAAUGUUUAGGUUUAACAGAGUAUAUGGCCCACAAGCUACUCAAGCUGAGGUUUACUUGGACACACAACCCUUGGUGCAAUCUGUAUUAGAUGGCUACAAUGUCUGCAUAUUUGCCUAUGGACAGACUGGGUCUGGCAAAACAUACACAAUGUUGGGUCCAAAUGGAGCACAAGAAGAAGAAUGGGGAGUGAACUACAGAGCUCUAAAGGAUCUCUUCAACAUGUCAAAGAACAGAAGUGACUCCAUUUCUUACGAGGUUGGAGUCCAGAUGGUGGAAAUCUACAACGAGCAAGUCAGAGACUUGCUAACCAAUGACGCCCAGAAGAAAUAUCCUUCUUUUUUCUUCUUUUUGCCCUGCAUUCUUCAUUUUUAA